AACAUACUUCCAAGCACAUAGCGGAUACUAUUUUCGCGGCAAUACCCAAAAACCAGAAACAAGAUACAAUUUAGUUUCAAAUCAAAUGGACGCAGAAAAUGUUCGGCAAAAGUAUGGCGUUGUUGGUAUUUUUAAGUGUGCUCUCAUACAAAUGUGUGGCGCCGGCCAGUAAUGAUUGCAAAGAACGCAUACGCAAGACCUGCCGGCGAGAAGUUCAAAAUCUAUGCUAUUUGGAUACCGAGAGAGGAUGUUUUCGACAUUUUCAAAGCAACUGUGAUAUGGAAAUUUCGGCGUGUAAAAAUGAAAUGGUCUAUGAAGCCUGGCCCGAAAAGUAUUGUUCCUCGUUGCAGUUCAUGUGCCAGGAAGAAAUCGAAGAAUACAACUGGCCACCCGAUAACUUCUAUCAACAGAUUGAACACAUACGCGAUAAUGCCACCAAUCUAUUUGAGGAAAUGCUCGCUGGCUAAUCGUUCCCAAGAAUAUUUGUUAUGAUAUUUAUUUUUUUAAUUUUAUUUUUUUUUUAUUUCACAUCAAUACCAAACAAAUAAACAAUGGAAUUCCAUUUAGAUGUUAAAAGCGUCAUAAAUUUAAAAAUACAACAAUUGUUUAUAAUCAUCAUCUGACACAAACACGCAAAAUAUGCCAAUCUGAUUUAAUAAACCAUAAACAACAAAUGCGCGAUACAAAUCGCAAAUGA
Musca domestica (house fly) is the source of this 697-nucleotide messenger RNA. RefSeq lists its product as uncharacterized. Bases 99 to 467 code for a protein of 122 amino acids. The transcript is spliced from 3 exons. Lineage: Eukaryota; Metazoa; Arthropoda; Insecta; Diptera; Muscidae. The record is from RefSeq and is a predicted model, not a curated record.